Heterobasidion irregulare TC 32-1 is the source of this 1733-nucleotide messenger RNA. RefSeq lists its product as uncharacterized. The coding region runs from base 1 to 1515 and encodes 504 amino acids. Lineage: Eukaryota; Fungi; Basidiomycota; Agaricomycetes; Russulales; Bondarzewiaceae. Gene Ontology annotation, molecular function: mRNA binding. Gene Ontology annotation, biological process: RNA processing. Gene Ontology annotation, cellular component: nucleus. The record is from RefSeq and is a predicted model, not a curated record. The transcript has 8 exons.
AUGUGGCAAUCAAUCGUCCUCGAAACCUCGGUGAUGUUCCCGCAUCAUCGCACUGAAGAGUGCCGAGAAGAGACGUCUGCUACUAGUGGUGCGGCAGACGCGGUUACAUCCGAUCCUAGCGAAGAUUCCACUACCGAAGAGGAGAAGAAGGUCAAGGCGGCCCGUCAAGUGGAAUUCUACUUUGCGGACUCGAAUCUACCUUUCGACAAGUUCAUGUGGACCCUUCACACUGCAAACGCAGAACAUUGGGUGCCCAUCGCGACCGUCGCGUCGUUCAAACGCAUGCGCGAGUACAAGGACAUGGGUCUCCCAUGGGUCGUUGACUCACUGCGCGCCAGCACGGAGCUCGAGGUCGAUGAAGCCGGCGUCAAUGUGCGUCGACGCACAGAAGUGCGUGAGCCGAAGGGACAGUUCGAGCGCAGCGUGUACGCGAAAGGUUUCGGGAAAGAGGACUCUGAAAUCCAGAGGAAGCUUGAGCAAUUUUUUGAACAAUACGGCCGGGUCAACGCCGUACGCAUGCGGCGCGUGGAGGGGACGAAGGAAUUCAAGGGCUCCGUCUUCGCAGAAUUCUCUGACUUCAAAUCGGUCGCCGCCUUCCUCAACGCCGAACCCAAACCGACAUGGGGCGGAGAACCUCUCCUCACGAUGAGCAAAGAGGACUAUGUCGACAUGAAAAUCAAAGAAAAGGGCUUGACCGGCAAAUCUGCCGCGGCCCGUCGGGACGAUUCCUCAAACCGCAAGGGUUUCAACGCGUUCCGCGAGAUGCGGCUUGCGAAUGGUAAAGGGAAGGAUGGAAAGAAGGGGGAGGACAAAGAGGUCUGGUUGCAGUUUAUGGGAAACAAAAUUAGAGUCUUAGAGGAAGACGGGGGAUCGGUCAAAGGGGAAGACGUCCCGCGUACCAAGGGCGCGACUCUCAAGUUCUCAGGCUGCGGCGGCGAGGCAUCGUUUGAUGACAUCAAGAAACCGCUCAAAGAGCGCUUUUCUCGCGCACCCUUCGUGAAGUAUACUCGCGGCGAGGACUCCGGGCUCGUCGGGUUCGACAAAAGUCUCUCAGAUGAAGAGAUUGCGUUUGUCCGAGAUUCAGUCAAAACACUGAAUGGGAAACCCGUGACGUGGACCGUGGCGGAAGAGGAUGAAGAACGCACGUUUGAGGUUGAGCGCGCCAUCUCGGCGGCAAAACAGGUCCUCAGGAACGCGUCUUCCCCUUUGCGGGGACGGGGACGGGGUGGAGCCGGCGACCGCGGUCGCGGUGGCCGUGGUGGCCGUGGUGGUCGUGGUAGCCGUGGCGGUCGCGGCGGUCGUGGUGGAAAUGGUGCACGCGGAGGACGAAAUGGAGAGAAAAAGAGUGAUGCUGCAGCUGAGGGAGGAGCUGCUGGUACAGGCGACGAGCAGACGGGUGAGAAGAGGAAGCGCGCAGUCGAGCCUGACGGCGCGCAUGAUACUGGCGUACGUGGCCAGAGCGUGCCGUCUAUUGUCAGUGCACCGAAAAAGGCAAAGGUCGAUGGCGACUCAUGAAAUUCGUUCAAAACACGCACGAUACUCGACGCGAGCUGCUUCACCAUAUGUUGUGCGUGUUAGUGUCCUGGAGAUGAUCUAUCUAGACUUGUACGUGUUGUUCCAGGUGCCAAGCGUCUGGUGACCAAUUCCAAGAUGGAGCUGCCCAAGAUUCUACGGACAUAGUUGGCUUGAUUAUCUCACGGCAGAUGUGACCGAAUAUGAGCUCGUAUUCCUAU